GCGCGCUAGGAACUUGGCCACCGGGAGUUGGACGUCAACGCCAGGCCUUGAUUGGUUGAGCGGGGCGAGUCGACCGCUUGAGUGGUGGCCGCCACCGCGAAGAGAGCCAUGGGUCAGGCGGCCAAGGUUUUACAGCUCUUUAGAACAUUGCACAGAACAAGACAACAAGUUUUUAAAAAUGAUCCUAGAGCAUUAGAAGCAGCCAGAAUAAAGAUAAAUGAAGAAUUCAAAAGUAAUAAAAGUGAAACUUCUCCUAAGAAAAUAGAAGAGCUAAUGAAAAUAGGUUCUGAUGUUGAACUGUUGCUUAGAACAUCUGUUAUACAAGGCAUUCACACAGACCACAAUACCCUGAAAUUGGUCCCUAGGAAAGAUCUUCUUCUAGAAAAUGUACCAUACUGUGAUACACCAACUCAGAAGCUGUGAAUUUUCUAGGAUAAAACAAGACUUUGUACAUUUUAACUAUAAAAUGUGUAACUGGCAAAAGUCCUGGAAAUAUUGAAAAUGAAUGAAUUAAAGAGUAACAUCAUAAUUUAAUUCUACAUUAAAAGGACAUUGCUAAGAACUACAGAACAUA
Ictidomys tridecemlineatus (thirteen-lined ground squirrel) is the source of this 574-nucleotide messenger RNA. It is a transcript of the gene Lyrm7, whose product is annotated as LYR motif containing 7. NCBI's taxonomy places the organism in Eukaryota, Metazoa, Chordata, Mammalia, Rodentia, Sciuridae. Gene Ontology annotation, molecular function: protein folding chaperone. Gene Ontology annotation, cellular component: mitochondrial matrix. Gene Ontology annotation, biological process: mitochondrial respiratory chain complex III assembly. The record is from RefSeq and is a predicted model, not a curated record.